Messenger RNA from Microdochium trichocladiopsis, 444 nucleotides. RefSeq lists its product as uncharacterized. Lineage: Eukaryota; Fungi; Ascomycota; Sordariomycetes; Xylariales; Microdochiaceae. Bases 98 to 346 code for a protein of 82 amino acids. The record is from RefSeq and is a predicted model, not a curated record. The transcript has a single exon.
GCGAAGAGUUCGCAGCCAUGCAAGCAGAACAAGCCGUCAUCGAUGCUGAGGGUAGCUCGGUCAAAGGUGUUGCCGCUCGAGAAGAGGGGGAAUACGAAUGUUCGGCCGCAACAGCCGCGAGCAGUGGCUCCGUCUAGUGCUCGGCGCAUGGCUGCAAAAUCUUCCGGGAUUCGUCCAGGGUGAGUUUGCUGUGCCUGAACCAAAGAGGAGGCCUCUGUCCAAAAAGCAUAACAAGGGAAGAGCACUGGAUUUCAUAGGCACAAGAUCUCCAAGACGGCCCAUCGUCCAAGAGAGACAUGACAUGCAGACACAACUGCAUGAUCAUUCACAAUGGUGGCCGGUAUAACCUCAUUUAAGCAACGGAUGCAUUAAACUUGGAAUCAGACUGUGGCACAUUUGCCUAAAGUGAGCUUAAACUGUCAGCAAACAUGACGAAAGUGAUGC